This is a messenger RNA of Penicillium verrucosum, 693 nucleotides long. RefSeq lists its product as uncharacterized. Gene Ontology annotation, molecular function: dipeptidase activity. The transcript has 4 exons. The record is from RefSeq and is a predicted model, not a curated record. Bases 1 to 693 code for a protein of 230 amino acids. NCBI's taxonomy places the organism in Eukaryota, Fungi, Ascomycota, Eurotiomycetes, Eurotiales, Aspergillaceae.
AUGAAUGCGCGCAAGAAUAUCCACUGCCAAUUCACUGGGAGGAAUGCUCAUGCCGGUGGAAACCCAUGGGAAGGGAUCAACGCGCUUGAUGCCUUGGUCUCAUCUUAUAACAACGUUGCGGUUCUUCGACAGCAGCUUCUUCCGGAUCAGCGGGUUCAUUGUGCUUUCUUGGACACACCCAAGGUAGCCAACGUAAUCCCAGCUUAUACGAAAGCUUUCUGGCAGGUGCGUAGCCCUACCUUGAAGGGAUUGAAUGUCCUUGUCAGCAAAUUGCGCAAUUGUAUUGAGGCUGGUGCUUUGGCCACUGGAUGUCAAGUCAAGAUUGAUGAGGAUGAGCUCUAUACCGAUGUCCGAUUGAAUGACACUCUCUGUGAGCGCUACCAUAUCCACAUGGGACGGUAUAGUCGCAAUGUUCUCAAGCGCCAUGACAAAGUCCUAACAGGAUCAUCGGACAUUGGAAAUGUUAGCUAUGAAACCCCAACGCUUCAUACAAUGUUUGCGAUUCCUGCUCCUACAACUUCAUUUCCACAUCACCCGACGUUUACAGCUGCAGCUGGAACAGAUGAAGCUCAUGCUGAGGCAUUAAUUGUUGGGAAGUCUUUAGCAUUGACUGGUUGGGAUAUGCUUGUGGAGAACGAUAUGUAUGAUUUGGCGCGUCGUCAAUGGAAAGAAGAGAUUGCGCGAGAGGAGUAA